GCGGGUCACCAACAGCUGCGGGUAUAUAAAGGCCGACACUCUCAACAACCGGCAUAGUUGAAUUCGAAACUGCAAACAUAUCAAAGCGUUGAAUAAGCGCACACAAUCUAUAAUACCAAAGCUAGAGAAGCCACCGUUCUUGCAAAAGAUACCGUGUUUUAAAUACCGUUUAUAAGUGAAAGUACAGAAAUACAAUCACAUCAAAUUUAGAAUGGCGAACCUACCAUUGCUCUUGAGUUUGGCUGACGACUUAAGCCGCCUCACACCUUUCUACGAACCGGUGUUCUACACACACUGGCCCGCGAUCACCACUUCGCCUAGUGGUCAAUUAAGGAAAUUCGAAAGAGAUCUGCCUAUUGCCUCAGUGGGAAAAGAUGGUUUUCAAGCCAGUAUGGAUGUGCAGCAGUUUAAGCCAAGUGAGCUCAGCGUUAAAGUAGUUGACAACCACGUCGUGGUGGAGGGUAAACACGAGGAGCGGGCAGAUGAUCAUGGUUAUAUAUCACGUCAUUUCGUUCGUCGCUAUGCACUGCCCAAAGGCUUCGAUGCUGGUAAAGUAGUUUCAACUCUAUCAUCGGAUGGCGUGCUAACGGUCAGUGUACCAAAACCUGCCAUAGAGGACAAGUCCAACGAACGAGUGAUUCAAAUUCAACAGACUGGUCCGGCACACUUGAACGUGAAGGAAAAUCCAAAAGACAGCACCGCAGAAGAGAAACCAAAGGCAUCAAAACUUUGAUUUCCAAAAUGUAUUAUGAACUGAUUGAAAAUUAUUAAAUUAUUCAAUUGUUGAGAAAA
Messenger RNA from Rhagoletis zephyria (snowberry fruit fly), 792 nucleotides. Its product is annotated as heat shock protein 23-like. The record is from RefSeq and is a predicted model, not a curated record. Gene Ontology annotation, biological process: protein refolding; response to heat. NCBI's taxonomy places the organism in Eukaryota, Metazoa, Arthropoda, Insecta, Diptera, Tephritidae. Gene Ontology annotation, cellular component: cytoplasm; nucleus.